This is a messenger RNA of Indicator indicator, 720 nucleotides long. RefSeq names its product DNA damage regulated autophagy modulator 1 (gene DRAM1). Gene Ontology annotation, biological process: regulation of autophagy. The record is from RefSeq and is a predicted model, not a curated record. Bases 1 to 720 code for a protein of 239 amino acids. The transcript is spliced from 7 exons. NCBI's taxonomy places the organism in Eukaryota, Metazoa, Chordata, Aves, Piciformes, Indicatoridae. Gene Ontology annotation, cellular component: lysosome.
AUGCUGUGCUGCAUGCCUGGCGUGGCUUUCAUCCCCGCUUUGCUCGUCAGCUGGUCCUCAGCCUCCUUCAUCAUCUCCUAUGUGAUCGCCGUGCUGGCGGGGCACGUCGAGCCCCUCGUCCCCUACAUCAGUGACACUGGAACUAAACCUCCAGAGAGUGGUGUCUUUGGUUUUAUGAUUAAUAUUUCAGCACUUUUAGCUGUAAUUACAAUGUGCAUCAGAUAUUUAUUAAUAGAGAAGCAAAAUGAGUCAUCACAUUUUAUUAGGUCUUCAUGCAACAUACUUUCAUUAUGUAUUGGAUUGGUGGGCUGUGUUGGAAUGGGCAUAGUUGCAACUUUUCAGGAACUGUCUGUUCCCAGUGUCCAUGACAUAGGAGCUUUGGUGGCAUUUGGCUCGGGUGUUGUAUACAUUACACUUCAGUCUGUUAUCUCUUACAAGUCCUGUCCCAAAUGGAACACCUACUUAGUGUGUCACAUAAGGAUGGCCAUAUCUGUAAUAUCAUGCAUUGCUUUCAUUCCCAUGAUUGUGUUUGCAUCACAAAUUUCCAUGACAAAAAUUGAUUGGACUCCAGGAGAAAAGGAUUAUACUUACCAUUUUAUGAGUGCAAUUUGUGAAUGGACAGUAGCCUUUGGUUUUAUCUUCUUCUUUUUAACCUUCAUCAGAGAUUUUCAGAGGCUUUCUUUAAGGAUAUCAACAGAGAUACAUGAAGACUCCUGGUAG